GCCUAUAUAGCAACGGUCCAUGUGUCCGUGCGGUGACACGCGCGCGAGCUCCACCACUCAACUGAGAUUAUCUGACUCACACGCGCCGACCGUAUUCGCGACGCCGGAGAUACCAUGGCCGCCGCUACCUCCUCGCCGUCAUCCUCCUCCGCCACGAAGCGGUUGGAAGGGAAGGUCGCCCUCGUCACCGGUGGUGCCACCGGUAUCGGUGAAGCCAUCGUCCGCCUCUUCAGAGAGAACGGCGCCAAGGUCUGCAUCGCGGACAUCCAGGACGAGGCCGGCCAGCAGCUCCGCGACGCCCUCGGCGGCGGCGACGUGGCCAUGUUCGUCCACUGCGACGUCACGGCCGAGGAGGACGUGAGCGCCGCCGUCGACGCGGCGGCCGAGCGGUUCGGCGCGCUGGACGUCAUGGUGAACAACGCCGGCGUCACGGGCAGCAAGGUCACCGACAUCCGCAACGUGGACCUCGCCGAGGUGCGCAGGGUGUUCGACAUCAACGUGCACGGCGUGUUCCUCGGGAUGAAGCACGCGGCGCGCGCCAUGAUCCCCCGGAGGCGGGGCUCCAUCGUGUCGCUGGCGAGCGUGGCCAGCGUCGGCGGCGGGAUGGGCCCGCACGCGUACACGGCGUCCAAGCACGCCGUGGCCGGGCUCACCAAGAGCGUCGCCGCGGAGCUGGGGCGCCACGGGGUGCGCGUCAACUGCGUCUCGCCCUACGCCGUGCCCACGGCGCUGUCCAUGCCGCACCUGCCCCAGGGCGCGCGCGCCGGCGACGCGCUCAAGGACUUCCUGGCCUUCGUCGGCGGCGAGGCCAACCUCAAGGGCGUCGACCUGAUGCCCAGGGACGUCGCCGAGGCGGUGCUCUACCUGGCCAGCGACGAGGCCAGAUACGUCAGCGCGCUCAACCUCGUGGUGGAUGGUGGCUUCACAUCCGUGAACAAUGCUAUGAAGCAGUUCGAGGAUUAGCUCCAGCUGCAAGCAGAAUUAUGCCAAUUCUUGGGGCAUUGUCGCUGCUGUUCUGCUGUGAUUCUAUGAUGCGACAUGAGCUUUGUGUGAUAAGAUUCUUGAAGUCUCAGCAACAAUCAUCUGUUUGAAAUAGAGGAAUUGAAAACAAGUAGAAAGUACAGGGAAAAAAUUGAAAUGAAUUGAAAAAGUAGAGGAAUGAAAACCA
Molecule: messenger RNA, 1168 nt
Organism: Panicum hallii
Lineage: Eukaryota; Viridiplantae; Streptophyta; Magnoliopsida; Poales; Poaceae
Product: zerumbone synthase-like
Exons: 2
Coding region: 115-963 (282 amino acids)
Biological process (GO): abscisic acid biosynthetic process
Cellular component (GO): cytosol
Molecular function (GO): xanthoxin dehydrogenase (NAD+) activity
Source: RefSeq, a predicted model, not a curated record